UGUAGUCUGGAAGACAUUCAUCGCAGUGAGUGAUUACUAACAAGACAGUGGUGGCUUUGAGAAAGGGAUUAAUUGCAGAGACCUUCUUUCACCUGAUCGUUUACAUUCUGGUUUUCCUGCCUCUCCAACAACUUCAGGACAUAAGUGGAUGGAUGUGUGGUUACUGAGAAUACACUGACAGGAUCAAGUUGCCUGUCUUAUCCCAUUUUAAAGAUGGAUGAUUACUUAAAUUCAACAGAUAGCGUCUUGGCACACCGAGGUGAACCUUCAAGACACAGCAUGAGGCCAUCUGCCAAGAGCAUCUAUGAGCAAAGGAAGCAGUACGCACAGUCUCUAACGAUGGCUGAAAACAGUUUAGAGCAUCGUGUGGAGCACCUCCUAACAUGUGACUUGGAUAAUGAAGUUCGUAGUGUAGAGGAUUGUAUGAAGCGUCUUCGUUCACUCGAUGCUGAGGGAAGAAUAUGGGGUCAAGACUUGAUGCUAGAAGUGAAAAAUGGAAAUCUGCAGCUAAAUGACCUGGAGACGCGGGACAGUCUGGAAAGUGUGCCACUACGUAAUGUACUGAGCUGUCGUUCAGUAAUGGGGGGCCCCACAUAUAAUUCAGUUCUCACAGUUACUAUACAGGAUCCGCAAAAAUCAACUGUAUUUAUUUUCCAGUGUGACGAACAGCCGGCCAAUGUUCUGCAUUCACUCUUGGAAAAAGCCUUAAAGCAAGAAAAAUCAAAUACAGAAGGCAACAAUUCCAGAAACAAUGUACCGAGGCCCCCACAACUGCCAAGGACAACAUUUGCUCCAUCUCCACCUCAGAGUGUAGGACGGGAGAGUCCUAAAUCUAAUCGAAUGGAGAUGACAACAGAGAGUCCUCUUGAGUCACCUUUGCAACAGAGACGAUAUUCCCCUGAAAACUUCCAAGGUUUUAAUGCCCCACCAUCCUUCCAGGCUCCUCCUGUAAAUCAAGUAGCAGAUAUGCAACGUGAUAUUGACGUAUUAAAUCAUGUACUCCAAGACAUUGAGUUAUUUGUUGGGAAGUUGAACAACCCAAAGAAUAAAAAAAAAGGAAAGUCUGUCAUUCCGGAAUCAGAAUUUAUAGAUUGUCUGCAAAAGAUAAAAUAUGCAUUUAAUUUAUUAGGUAAGGCUCAAAGCCAGAUGCAACAGCCAACCGCACCAGAUUUAGUCCACACGAUGUUCACUAUUUUACCACUGGUCUUGUCUAAGUGUCCUCGAAAAAAUGUUGCUCCUACUGUGGUGUCGCCUCUUCUUACUCAAAAGGCUUUGACAUUGCUGAGCUCUUGUGUCACCGAUAAGGAAAGACGAUUCUGGGAAGAUCUGGGAGAUGCUUGGAAGCGGACAAGAGCUGACUGGCCAAAUUCAAAAAUGGUCCCUCAAUAUAUACCCACGUUUUCUGAUGGUUGGAUCCCCCCAGAAAUUCCUUCCCUCAGUGAACAGCCACAGAUCCAAAGUGGCAUUCAGACUCCACCAAUCAACAGGUACAAUCAGUCACACACAUUACAAGUUCUGUAUGAUUUUGAUGCCCGAAACAGCCGUGAGCUGUCUGUGCAGAAAGGAGAUAAUGUAAAGGUUCUUGAUCAGAGCCGGCAGUGGUGGCUGGUGGAGGAUUAUCAACGACAGAAAGGAUAUAUCCCAAGUAACAUUCUUGACACUGGUGAAGUUGGACAGGUUUUUGGAGACGGUGUGCCACUGCACCAAGACUCAAGCCGUGAGGAGGUGACUGCGUGGCUAAAAGAAAAAGGCUUCUCUAACAUCACAGUGCGGUGCCUUGGAGUCCUUAGAGGGGACCAGUUAUUGGCCUUAAGCCGUGAGGAAUUAAAAACCGUGUGUCCUGAGGAAGGUGGACGUGUAUUCACACAGCUCAAUGCAUUGCAUGGAGGUCGUGGGAUGUGAUAGCCAUGAGAACCUUCCAGUGACACAAAAAUCUUUCUACUGGAGUAGUACAGGAGCUCACAGAACUGACAAAUUAUUAAUGAUGGGUGAUGUCUGUCAAAAAAUAUAAAAUCAUUUUCAAAUACAAAUUUUAA
Messenger RNA from Pelobates fuscus (common spadefoot toad), 2036 nucleotides. It is a transcript of the gene EPS8L3, whose product is annotated as EPS8 signaling adaptor L3. Gene Ontology annotation, biological process: positive regulation of ruffle assembly; Rho protein signal transduction; regulation of Rho protein signal transduction. Gene Ontology annotation, molecular function: actin binding. The record is from RefSeq and is a predicted model, not a curated record. Bases 214 to 1902 code for a protein of 562 amino acids. Gene Ontology annotation, cellular component: vesicle; ruffle membrane; plasma membrane. Lineage: Eukaryota; Metazoa; Chordata; Amphibia; Anura; Pelobatidae. The transcript has 20 exons.